AUGGGCAGACCCUGGAGUGUAAGAAUAUCACAAUCCCCUAACUCAGGUUACAUGCUAACUGAGGGAACAGGAUCCCCAGUCUUACUGGAAUGUCUCCUAAAAGCCUUGGAAAGAGGAACUGUCCGUAUUCUAGACGGUUUCAUGCUUCCAAUGGACCCACAAGGCUUUUUCGGAUUUUUUGGAAUUGGAAAGUUAAAGCAAGAAGACAUCAUUCUCUUGGCACAGGCAACAGUUGUUGCGUUUUUACCAGACAUUAGAAAAUUAAAAGAGGAACUCAGCAUUGCACACAAAUUUGAAGACAUCAGAACUCAGAUCUUUCAAACAAUAUCUGAACUGGAUCAUCGAUCGUUUGUCCCUUUCCAAAUAUCGGUCGGAGUUGCAAUCCAAAGAUACAUUGAAGAUCUAUGUACAGUGGACAUGGAAAGCCCAGAAAGGAUCCUCUUGGCAAUCCUUGCCAUUCACAUCACGCAGAACUUCAGCGACAGUCUGGAUGAAAAUACAAGACAGGCUAUAAAAUCCUUACUACAUCUUGUUGAUACAACAGAGUUUGAUAGAAUUAUCAAAGAUCAUGAGCAUAUAUCAACAAGAAAAUUAUCUGACAUAGUUGUCCCGAUAUCAGACUCGCAGAUUAGAAUCAAUGACAUAGAACCAAAACUCAACUUAGGUGUCUUCAAGGAGACAGUGAGAAAAUUCUUACACUUGCAAGGACUUAUGAAGCAGUGCCUGAAAAGUUCUUCAUUUUGUAAGCUGAAGAAUGAUAGAGAAUCGGCUGAAAAAUGUAAGCUGAUGAAUACAAAGAAAACUAAAUUAUCACCAAACGAAUAUAUUUACAACAUCUGGGAUCCAUGUUACAAGAAAUGGCAGAGAUACUGUGAUCGUUUUGCAGACGAAAAAAUAACAAUUAAAGAAAUGGAAGAUCUGUUCGAUAUCACAAUGAAAACGGGACUGGAGAGCAAAACUAAAGCCAAAAUCGGUGAAGAAUUGGAGUUGAUGAUAGGGAACAAAGGGAAAUCGGAAAUGAUAGAAACACGUCUGCAACAAAUUGAUCAAUACUACACCCUUCUUAAAUGUGUGGAAUUAGCCGAAAGGUUACUAAGAAUUAAUACAGCACUAGACUUACAAUCGGAUAUACGAGAACUGGAAAACAUUGCUCGGGUGAAAGUUGAAAAGAAAAGUUUCCAGCUGGCUAUGAUAAAUAACCGGGUUAGAGACUUCAGUGAUGAACUCAGAAGCAUUUCACCCGCCAUCAUCGACAGUUUAGAAACAUUUGUUGAAUGUACAGACUUGGUGAACUGGUGUAGGGCAACAAUGCCAAAAAAUGAAAUGGGAUUUGAUCUCAAUGAAUUCAGGUCAGCUUUAUAUCAAAGACCUUUCCAAUAUCUGAGUAGAUUUUCAAAGAAUAAACUGGACAAAAAGUUUAGAUUUUCUGGCACAGAAGGAACACCAAACGAAUGUCUGACGACAUUGCUAAGGUAUUGCGGAGUACCCAACCCUUCUUGGUCUGAAUUAAAGCAGUUCGUCUUGUUUCUGAACACACAGCUGAUAGAUUAUGAAAAUUGUGUUUUCUGCUCUGAAAGCACAAUGGAUGUUCUUCCGGGAUUUUACAACUUUGUCUUGAGAUUCCUAAUUUUAAUGUCAACACUGUGGACAAUCAUGGGAGCUGACGCAUUUGACCCUGACGAAACAUAUGAACUCACAGCUGACAAUGUGAAAAAGAUAUUGGCCAUAUAUAUGAGAUUCAGGGCUGGGAUUCCAGUCAUCAUUAUGGGAGAAACCGGGUGUGGAAAGACCCGUCUGAUUCGCUUUCUAUGUCAGAUACAAUGUGCUGGGAUGAAUAUCCAAACAAUAACAAUAAUGAAGAUCCAUGGUGGCACAACACGACUGGAAAUUCGUGAAAAAGUGGAGACGGCAAAUGCAUUAGCCAAACGUAAUUCCCAGCAAACAAAACGUCACGUUUUUACAGUAUUAUUUUUCGAUGAGGCAAAUACUACAAGGCAUAUCGGUCUUAUCAAAGAGAUACUAUGUGAUGGAACAUUUGAAGGGCUUUCUUUGGACUUAUCUUCAAAUUUGAAGAUGAUAGCUGCAGUUAAUCCGUAUAGAAGACAUAGUGAUGACGUGAUAAGACGUUUAGAACAGGCUGGUCUUGGAUAUCACGUGGCAUCUGAGAAAACUAAUGAUAGACUAGGUCGACUUCCAAUGAGGCAUUUAGUGUACAGAGUACAACCUCUACCAUUGAGUCUCUUUUCACUUGUUUUUGAUUUUGGACGAGUAGACUCAAACACAGAAAUGCAAUACAUUGAGAAAAUGGCAUCACAGAAGGAGACGAGAGCGCUUGUCCUAUCGCUAGGCGUUUGUUACCACGCCGCACUUAAGGACAAAAAGAGCUAUAGAGAAUACAUAGCUAAGGAGUUUGGGGAGCCCUGUGUUUUGAAAGGUGGAGGAAGUCAGUUUUUGAAAGAGAUUACAAGAUGUCAACAGAUGAUUCUAGAUAAUUGCAAUCUAAAGGAGACGAUCGCCAAGAACAACGCCCUAAAAGAGAACGUCUUUAUGAUGGUCAUUUGUAUUCAGUUGAAAAUACCACUGUUUCUUGUUGGUAAACCAGGAAGUUCCAAGUCUCUGGCGAAAACGAUAGUUGACGAUGCUAUGCAGGGUAUCUCAUCUCACCGUGAAUUUUUCUAUGAUUUUAAACAGAUUCACAUGGUAUCCUUCCAAUGCAGCCCACUUGCUACUUCUGACGGUAUUUUGAGCGCGUUUGAAGAAGCUGCUCGUUUUCAGGAAGGGAAAAGUUUGGACAAUUUUACAUCUGUUGUUGUUUUAGAUGAAAUUGGUUUAGCAGAAGAUUCACCGAAAAUGCCAUUGAAGAUUUUACAUCCUAUGCUCGAAGAUGGAUGCAAGGAAGACAUACAAUCUGGAGUAGAUGUAGAUAACAAAAAGGUGGCGUUCUUCGGCAUAUCUAAUUGGGCUUUAGAUCCAGCAAAAAUGAAUAGGGGUAUUUUGGUCCAACGAGAUGUCCCUGAUGAGAAAGAACUUGAAAACAGUGCCAGGAGCAUUUGGUCAUCUCAGAAACAUUCUAAUGCUUUAACUAUGUUGGAAACCCUCAUUCCUCAGAUAUCGGCUGCUUACCUUGAGAUUUUUAAUGAUCCAAAAUCAAGAAGAGAAUUCUUCGGUCUAAGGGAUUUUUACAGCAUGGUAAAGAUGCUGUAUAAUAUAGUAAAAGAGACACAAACUUACCCCAAAUCACUUGAACUACUAAGAGCCAUAAAGCGGAAUUUCGGGGGAUUUGAUGGAAUCGAUCCAGUGGAAACCUUCCAAAAACAUCUCCCGGAAAUUGCACAAGUUAGAAAGAAUUCCGUAACUUCGCUACAACUAGUCCGCAUGGCAUUGGAUGAAAUUGUCCUCACCACGUCUGAUGACAAAAGCGAGACUAGAUAUCUCCUGUUACUGAGUGAGAGCAAUUCGUUACUACCUAUGUUGCAAGAACAUAUUUCAGCAAUUGGAGACUUCCAAACCAUCAUUGGGAGUGGUUUUCCGAAAGAUCAGGAAUAUUCCCAAAUAUGCAGAAACAUCAACCGGAUUAAGAUCUGCAUGGAGGCAGGGAAAACAGUCAUUUUAUUGAAUCUAGAAAAGCUGUAUGAAAGUCUUUAUGAUGUUCUUAAUCAGUACUACGUUUACUACGGAGGGGAAAGAUAUAUUGAUCUUGGACUGGGAACACAUCGAUUCAAGUGUAAAGUUCAUCGCAAAUUUGGAUUAAUUGUUGUCGCGAAAAAGCAUGUUGUGUACGAGACAUUUCCGGUACCACUUAUAAAUCGGCUGGAGAAACACUUCAUUCAAAUAGAUGCGCUUCUAAAUGAGGAUCAAACAGAGGCAAAAAGCCAACUUGUCAAAUGGAUGGAGGCAUUUUACCAACUUGUCAAGUAA
Ostrea edulis (European flat oyster) is the source of this 3918-nucleotide messenger RNA. RefSeq names its product E3 ubiquitin-protein ligase rnf213-alpha-like. The record is from RefSeq and is a predicted model, not a curated record. Gene Ontology annotation, molecular function: ATP hydrolysis activity; ubiquitin-protein transferase activity. Lineage: Eukaryota; Metazoa; Mollusca; Bivalvia; Ostreida; Ostreidae. The transcript has 24 exons. The coding region runs from base 1 to 3918 and encodes 1305 amino acids.